ACGCACACGCGCGCGCGCCCACACACACUAUUUGUUCGCCAGUUCUCCGUUCUCGCUUUCUCUUUUGCACAAUCGGUUGGUCGCAUCCGCAUAUGAAAUUCCCGAUUUGCCCUCAACCAUGCCGGCUUCAGCAUCAUCGGCGCCGCCGCCUCCGACUCACAGCCGUCGCGAGGAUCUAAUCGGAAAACUGAGCUCUUCCUCCACCGAUACAAAGCUCAAAGCCCUUCGCGACCUCAAAAAUCAAAUCAUCGGUAACCGUACGAAGAAGCUUUGUUUCCUCAAACUCGGCGCCGUUCCUUUAAUUACCUCUAUCCUCUCUUCCUCCUCUUCCUCCGCCGGCACGGCUGGUUCUUCAUGUGCCGAUGAUGACGUGGAACUCAACGAUUCGCUUAUUAUUCAAUCGGCUGCUGCUAUCGGUAGCUUUGCGUGUGGCUUUGAUGACGGCGUUAAAGCUGUUUUAGAUGCCGGUGCUUUUCCUCUUCUUCUUCGCCUUAUUUCUUAUCCUAAUGAUAAGGUAGUGGAUGCUGCUGCUCGUUCCCUUAAGUUUAUUUAUCAGUCAAAGUUAGCCCCAAGGUAUGAUUUUCUGCAGGGGAAUAAUAUGACAUUUAUCUGGUCGCUAUUGAAUAGUGAAAAUGAGAAUGUGACUGGACUUGGUGCAAGUAUCAUUACACAUUCUUGCCAGACAAGUUUUGAGCAGAAGGCAUUAAGCGAUUCUGGGGUUUUAAAGAAACUCACAUACAUGCUUGGAGGGUCUGUAACUCAAACAGAUGCUAGUCUAGAGUCUGUUGCCACUAUCCUUAAGGAAAAUCCUGAUGUCGUUUCAAAGUUCACGGAACCUGAAAAUGGAGGAGCAUUGGAGACUAUUACUGAAUUGACCAAGGAUAAAAGUGCCCGGACAAGACUGCUUGCUUGCAUAUGCUUGAUUGUCAUAAAGAACUCUGCUCCUUCUUGCCUUCAAAAUUUACGAAUCAAAACAAAAUUGAUAUUAAUACUACUUGAGCUUCUUGAGGAUGAUCAAGUUGGAGCCGAAGCUCCUUUUGCCUUGUCUAGUUUAAUUGCAGAAAGGGAGGAUUUGCAAUUGUUAGCAUUCGAGGCAAAUGUUAUUGAUAAGCUUGUCAACCACCUGCGAAGAGGUCCAAUACAGUCGAGACGUUUAGAGGGUAUACUUAUUGCAUUGGCUAACAUGUGCUCCAGACUGGAACGGUGCAGGGAUCGGCUUCUGUCAUUAGAGGCUAUGAAGCUUGUAGGUGAUGCCCUGAGUCACGACAGUGGUGAAGUGCGUGCUGCAGCAUGUAUAUGUUUGAAAAAUGUUUCUCGCUCAGUCAAGAAUCUUAGCACAGGUCUAUUUAUGAAUGAAAGCUUUGUUGUUCCCUUGGUUCGGCUUUUAGUUGAUGAUUUGACCUUUGUCCAGGUUUCUGCCCUUGAUGCCAUCAGCAACAUAGCGAUUGAUUUUUUGGCACAUAAGACAAUGUUUAUGCAGUGUGGAGGUGUGAAGCAGCUUGUUCAGCUUUCGAAGUCAAUGGAUUCAACUAUUAGGGUAAAAGCCGUGUGUGCUUUAAGGAACCUGACAUUCCUUGUGAACAACAAGUGUAAAGAGGAAAUUCUAUCAGAGCUCACACAGUUGACUCUGAGAAGCCUGAUCUGUGAUCCUGAGGCUUCUGUUCAAGAGCAAGCUCUAGCUUUGGUUCGUAAUCUUGUUGAUGGGCCUCUAGAUUCUAUCCAGCACAUCUUUGCUGAGGACGCUCUUCUGCUGCAUGCUGUGGGACAGCAACUGCAGAGUGCUUCAAAAGCUCAAGUCCUCAUUCAGGGUAUGUACGUCUUUACAAAUGUGGCAUCUGGAAAUGAGGUGCACAAGGAAGCUGUUAUGCAAGAGCUCUUUCCACCGUUAGCUAAUGAUUCUGAAUCAAUUAUGUUCAAGUUUUUACAUAGUGAUGAUAGCCGGUUACGUACAGCUGCAGUUUGGACUCUAGUGAACCUUACUUCUCCAAGCAGUUCUGGUGCAUCUGGCUGGGUGAUGAAACUACGGAAUGCCGGCAUAGUUUCCCAGUUGAAAAAUAUGGUCAAUGAUCCUUGCCUUGAUGUAAAGCUUAGAGCGAGGACAGCUCUAGGGCAAUCAAUGACUUCUGGUGAUGGUUCUACAUGACUAUUAUAUUUUGAUCCUUAAUUCAGUGGUUGGUGAAAGAUUCUGGUGCAGAAUGAUGCUUGGGCUUCAACAUGUUUUAUAUAAUGCCAUGUCUGCAACCUUUGGGACCAAGGAGAACAUGGUUUAAGCUUUCACUCCAGCAUUUUUCAAAUUCAAGGCUUUUGCUUGGAGUUGCUCGACUAUUGAUUGUGUGGCCUAUCAGGCCGUAUUCAACUGUACCAUUCUGUGCCCCAGCAGGAAUUUUGUAUCUUUUUUCCAAGUGUAAUAUUGUUAAUGAUUGUUGCAGCUUUUAUUCUGUAUUCCCCCUAAAAGCCCUUUCAUUUCCCUAUUGUUGGGGUCUGGUGCUGGGGAUAAAUAAUUAGGUAUCAUUAUUGUGUCCUCGUCUCUCUUUUUUUUUCAUUUUAGGGGGUUUAGUUUUAGUAUUUAGGUUGCUUAAAACACGAGGGAUUGUGUUAAUAUCUAUUUACUUGUUUUGCUGAGAAGCGGUACUUUCUAUUUAAGAGAAUUUGCUUCCUUGAUCUA
Messenger RNA from Nicotiana tabacum (common tobacco), 2665 nucleotides. RefSeq lists its product as uncharacterized. NCBI's taxonomy places the organism in Eukaryota, Viridiplantae, Streptophyta, Magnoliopsida, Solanales, Solanaceae. Gene Ontology annotation, molecular function: protein binding. The record is from RefSeq and is a predicted model, not a curated record. Gene Ontology annotation, biological process: proteasome-mediated ubiquitin-dependent protein catabolic process. Gene Ontology annotation, cellular component: GID complex.